CUCAUUGUUUACUUUUUGGAGAUGAUGCCUUUUGAAUUGUUAGUCUUGGUUACUCACAGGCUAGAUAUUUUGAGUGUGAACCAAAAUCAAAAAUAGUUUGUUCUUCAAGAUACUCAUCCAUUUUUACUAAAUUUGAUUGGUGCAGAACAUUUCCCUAGAAUAACUCACGAUGGCUUACUACAAAGGAGCUGCAAGCGAAGGCGGAAGGGCCAUGCAAUUGAUGAAAAAGCGAGAAAUUGCCCAGCAGGAAAUCGAAUUCCGCAAGAAAAAGAUCGAGGAGGACUUAAAAGUAAGCAACAUCGAAAGUAAGUUUGCCACUCAUUACGAUGCCGUAGAACAACAGCUCAAAACCUCGACCAUCGGUUUGGUCACUCUGGAUGAGAUGAAACAAAAGCAAGAGGACAUUGUCCGGGAACGCGAGAAGAAAUUGGCUCAGAAGAAAGAGGAAAAGGAUCGGGAGAAGCUUAAAGCACUAGAAGCCAAACAGGCGGAAAAGGAUAGACAGCGGAAGCAGAUCCAAGCACUUUCAUUCAAUCCAGAAGAGGACGAGGAAUCUUUCGAUGACGAAGAUGAAGAGGAACCGUUGGAGAUUAAACCUCAUAAAUGGCAAACGGAAGAAUGCACAGAGCCAAGAAUUAAGAAGAUUAAGAAAAAUCCAGACGUAGACACUUCUUUCUUACCGGACAGGGAGCGCGAAGAAAUGGACAAUAAGCUAAGGGAGGAACUGCGCCAAGAAUGGGCCAUGAAACAGGCCACGCUUAAGGAUCAAGAAAUUCCCAUCACAUUCAGUUACUGGGACGGAUCCGGACACAGAAAGUGCGUUACGAUGAAGAAAGGCAAUUCCAUUUAUCAGUUUUUGCAGAAAUGUCUGGAAAUGCUUCGGAAAGAAUUCAGCGAACUAAAGACGGUGAUGGCGGACCAACUGAUGUACGUGAAGGAAGAUUUGAUCCUUCCCCAUCAUUACACGUUCUACGAUUUCAUCGUUACGAAGGCCCGCGGAAAAAGUGGUCCGCUGUUCAGUUUUGAUGUCAAAGAUGACAUUCGUAUGAUCAGCGAUGCCAGUGUCGAGAAAGAAGAAACCCAUGCCGGAAAGGUGUUGUUGCGUUCAUGGUACGAAAGAAAUAAGCACAUUUUCCCUGCAUCUCGCUGGGAACCAUACGAUCCCACAAAAGUCUAUGAUAAAUAUACUAUUAAGGACAAGUGCAAGAAGUAAAUUAGCAUGUAAAGUUGAAAUCUAAUAAAAUAUAACCGAAUAUUUAUACUAAUUUAUUA
Aedes aegypti (yellow fever mosquito) is the source of this 1272-nucleotide messenger RNA. Its product is annotated as protein FAM50 homolog. Bases 170 to 1213 code for a protein of 347 amino acids. Gene Ontology annotation, cellular component: nucleus. The record is from RefSeq and is a predicted model, not a curated record. NCBI's taxonomy places the organism in Eukaryota, Metazoa, Arthropoda, Insecta, Diptera, Culicidae. Gene Ontology annotation, biological process: chromatin organization. The transcript has 3 exons.